AAAAAACAGACGAGAUUCUCUUCUAUAUAUAGAUUUCUCUUGCCACUCUCUCCAACUCCACUCUCCAUCGAAUCUUGACGACGAAGAUGGACGAUCCCGUCACCAAGAAGCUCAAAUCAACCCCCGGGACGGUAGAUGACGUCAUCUCGAUACUCAUGCCAUACGUAACCGACCCCAAAGACCGCGCAUCCGCAUCCCUAGUCAACCCGUUAUGGUUCAAAGCAGACUCCGAGACGAGAGAGCACGUGACCAUAGCCUUCUGCUACGCCUCUUCCCCUCACCGUCUCAGCCGAAGGUUCCCGAAUCUGAGGUCUCUCAAGCUCAAAGGGAAGCCACGUGCCGCUAUGUUCAACCUCGUCCCCGAGAAUUGGGGAGGGUUUGCGACCCCUUGGGUUAACGAGAUUGCCUUGUCGCUGCGGAGGAUCAGGUCUGUGCAUUUCAGGAGGAUGAUUGUGAGUGAUUUGGAUCUUGAUGUUUUGGCUAGAGCGAGGGGUGAUGAGCUUGAGGUUUUGAAGCUUGAUAAGUGCUCUGGGUUCUCUACUGAUGGGAUCUUGAGUGUCGUUAAACACUGCAGGAAGAUCAAAACGUUGUUGAUGGAUGAGAGUUCUAUUUUUGAAAAAGAUGGUAAAUGGCUACACGAGCUUGCUCUCCACAACACGUCUCUCGAGGUUUUAAACUUUUACAUGACUGAGUUAACAAUACUCAGCCGCCAAGACUUGGCAAUGAUAGCUAGGAAUUGCCACCGCUCUCUGGUCUCUGUGAAGGUCGGUGAGCUUGAGAUGUUGGAUCUAGUCGGCUUCUUUAACGCUGCAGUUAACCUUGAAGAGUUUUUUAGUGGCGCCUUGAAUGAAAAUGUUGGGGACCCUGACAAGUACACGAACCUGACUUUCCCUCCAAAGCUUUGCCGUCUGGGCCUCUCUUACUUGGGAGCAAACCAAAUGCCAAUAGUGUUUCCAUUCGCUGCACAAAUCCGGAAGCUGGAUCUGCUCUAUGCGUUUCUCGGAACUGAUGAUCAUUGUAAACUAAUCCAAAAGUGUCCUAAUUUGGAAGUUCUUGAGACGAGGAGGAAUGUAAUCGGAGAUAAGGGUCUAGAGGCUCUUGCGCAGUACUGUAAGAGGUUGAAGCGGCUGAGGAUUGAACGGGAAGAAUAUGAACAAGGGAUGGAGGACGAAGGAGGUUUAGUCACACAAAGAGGAUUAAUAGCUUUGGCUCAGAGCUGCCAUGAGCUUAAAUACUUGGCGGUGUAUGUCACAGACAUAACCAACGAGUCUCUCGAAACCGUAGGCACACAUCUGAAAAACCUCAUCGACUUCCGCCUCGUCUUGCUCCACCAGAAAAAGAAAAUAACAGAUUUGCCACUAGACAACGGAGUCAGAUCACUGUUGAUGGGAUGCAAGAAACUCAGACGGUUUGCGCUCUAUCUCAGACAAGGCGGCUUAACGGACGUGGGGUUAAGAUACAUAGGAGAGUACAGUCAAAACGUGAGGUGGAUGCGUCUUGGUUACGUUGGUGAAACAGACCAAGGACUGAUGGAAUUUGCAAGAGGGUGUCCGAAGCAGCUGCAGAAGCUGGAGAUGAAAGGAUGUUGCUUCAGCGAGAGAGGAAUCGCUGCAGCGUUGAUGAAGUUACGUUCGCUGAGAUACUUGUGGGUACAAGUGUAUGGAGCUUUAGUGACGGGACAAGAUGUGAGGGUGAUGUCUAGACCGUACUGGAAUAUAGAGCUGAUUCCGGAUAGAAAAAUCCCGCAAGUGGAUUGGAUGGGAGAGGUAAGGGAUGUGGAGCAGCCGGCUCAUAUACUUGCGUAUUACUCACUGGCUGGUCAGAGAACAGAUUGUCCACCAACUGUUAUGAGUCCUGAGGGAGCUAUGAUGAUGUUUGAUGAUGCAAAUCAGGCUUGCGUACUAAAAGUCGAUCUAAAUAGUUGUUCCGGUUGCCCAAACAACGCAAAGGCAAAGCUACUGAGUCUCUCCGGCGUGACAGCAGUGGAGUAUAACGAAGAAGAAGGGCUCAUGACAAUCACAGGAGACGUGGACCCUAUGACUCUCGUUCAGAAACUUACAAAAUGUAAAAAAAAAGCAGAGCUUGUGUCUGUAAAUUACAUGCCUGAUGUUGAUCUCACAAGCAGCGAUGAAGAAGACGAAGAAGAUGAGGAUGAGGAUGAGGAUGAAGACGACACUUGUUCUGAUGACACUUGUUCAAAUCCUGAUCCAAGACCAAUGGAACGUGCGUCGCAAGUAAAUACGAGGCCCACUAAUACUAUAAAGAAGAAGGAAGGGAUGCUAAGGAAGUAUCUUAUGUUAGGGUGUUUACGCAGGAAACCAAAAGUUGUAGAGCCUUUUCCAUUGGCAAAGAGAAUGUUCGGGUCAACAAGGUUUGGGAAUGGUACUUUUGAUCAUGGCAAUGCUAGGCGACCUCCUCCACCUACGUUGAAUCCACUUUUACAAUAUCAAAUGAUGAUGCAACAAGGACAACCACAGUUUCAGAUGAAUGGAUCAGUACCACCGAUGCAUAUGAAUAUGAUCCAGCAGCAGCAGUCACAAAAUACACCAUAUCAUUGGCAAAUAGAUCCACAAUACAAAGCUAUGUUCCCACAGCCACAGCCACUGAAACCUGAUCCCAAAAUGUCGGCCAAUAGUGGUCUACAUUACUCCGGCAAGUGAUUCCCGACCGCUUUGAGCCCACCUAGCUAGGCUGCUACUACUUAUUCUGUUGAUUGUGUCCUUAAACGUUAUUAUUAUACUAAAGCAAACGAAUGUCAAUUUUAGUGGACUUGUUGUUCUCCUUUUGCACUGAACAUUUAUUUUUU
Eruca vesicaria subsp. sativa (arugula) is the source of this 2806-nucleotide messenger RNA. The record is from the annotation of a GenBank genome assembly. Lineage: Eukaryota; Viridiplantae; Streptophyta; Magnoliopsida; Brassicales; Brassicaceae.